AUGCUAGACCAAAUUCCUUCAGAGAUCAUAUCCCGGAUAUCGUACCAUCUAUCCCUCUCUCACUCCAAAUCCUCAACUACAUUCCAGGAUAUACCACCUCUCAACUUGCUAUUAUCAUGUCGGACGGUCAACCAGGCCAUAUCGCCAUCGACCAACCCAAGACUAUAUGGAAAGUUGUUCAGAGCGCUGUUCGAUGUCGCAGCUCCAGAAAGGAGAUUUCAGACCGUGUCAUCGCAAAAGAAGAAGACCAAGAAGAGGAAGAUCAAUAGAACAAUAGAUGGAGAGGACGAUGAGUCAUAUGGAGAUAAGUUGAAAGCUCAAGAACUGGCGAAAGAGUUAAAGAAGAGGGUAGAAUGCUUGAGACGAUUGAAGGAGAUGGUAGAUGUGAGAGAUGUCACGGAUAUUGAGGAAGAAGGUUUAUGGAUCGUAUAUCUCAUGUUGAUAGAGAAUGACGGCAAGAAUAUCAAGCAUCUGAUAGGACCAAAAGCGACCGUCAAUCUGCUUACGUUCUUGGAAUUAUACCACGAUCAACAUUUCUUGGCUGCUGCCGUCGAACCUGGAUACCCAGCUGAAACGGUGGGAAGGUCCUUGGCAAUGUGGGUAGCUUGGCUGGUCGGUGGAUCAGGCCCACCCGAUGAAACCCCCGAACAGCGUGAAGAGAGAAUGUUUGUCCUUCGUCCCUAUGUCUUUGCAGCACAGCAAUACCCUUUAUACUUCGCCCCAUGGGUCUUGCCCGACUUGCCUCUAUCACACUCAUCACCCUCCACUAUGAAUUCCAUCGAGCUCGACAACCACGUCAACCUGAAUCCAUUCAUAGCUGAUCUGACCCCCAAAUCAAGAUCGGUGGUAAUAGAGCAUUUCGGAAGGAGUAUAUCUCUCUGUCCACCUUUUUUAGCUCAUGCAGCUAUACUAAGAUUCUUCUACAGACGAUUGGGCGAAGAUGGCGAUUUGGAUUCGGAUACGGAAUCAACUAUGGAUAUAGAUAUGGUUACUUCUCCUUUUAUGGCGUUACAGAACCAACAUCAAGGUGCCGUGGGAGUAAGAGUCAAUGACUUAGUCGAUGGGAUCAUGCCCGGUACACAAGGCAUAAUCUUAUCAAACCCGGCUUCCAGGGCACCCACUCGACCUACUUCCCCUACACCCCCACAUGGAUUUAACCCCCAGAAUGGAUUCUUAGUUGGAAAUUCUAAAAUCCACGAUCUGGAUUUCCUAAGAUUGAAAUCAUGUUAUGAUCCGUAUCAUACCAAGGGAUUAAGAUCGACUAAUUGGAGGAAUAGCUGGGAAGGUUGCUGGGAAGGUACUUUUUCGUUUUUCGAUUUCGACGCGUUUAGAGAGAUGUUAGCUGGACAUUCUAGGGCUUUAUACGAGGGGCCGUAUGGUGAACAAGCUCAGGUAUGGAGACUGACGGAAACGUACGUAAGGAAACAAGGUUGGGUCAAGAAGGUUGUAGAGCAAGAUGAGGAUGAAGAUGAAGAUGAAUAUCUUGAUUCUGAAGAGGAGGAAGAGGAAGUAAAAGGAUUGCCAUUAAAUGGACCUAUAGUCAAUGCUGGAUUCCCUUCUACGGAAGCACCCAAUACGUACAGUAAUCUUGCGUCCGCUACCGCUGAGGCUGAAACGCUAAGACAGACUAUCCAACAGCAGAUAGAAGCCAUAAAAGGGUAUGAGAUUGUACCACCCGAAGAACUUGAGGAUAUGUUAGAUCUGAACGAGGAAGAACAAGAGGAAGCCGGUUUGGAGAUGUUAUUGAGCGGGACGGGGCAUAGUGCAUGGGGGAAAUUCAUCUUGAAAGGAAGAGUAAGGAAUUGGGAUGGGAUGGCUAGUUUGGUUAAAGAAUAUGCUCCCGACUCAAGAGGUAAAUGGAUAUACCGCGGGUACGUCCUAGCUGGUGAUAUUUUCGUUGGAAGAUGGAGAGAUACAUAUACACCUGAAACUUUCGUAGGGUAUGAAGGUACUUUUAUAUUGAAUAGGAGGUGA
Kwoniella botswanensis is the source of this 1974-nucleotide messenger RNA. RefSeq lists its product as uncharacterized. The coding region runs from base 1 to 1974 and encodes 657 amino acids. Lineage: Eukaryota; Fungi; Basidiomycota; Tremellomycetes; Tremellales; Cryptococcaceae. The record is from RefSeq and is a predicted model, not a curated record. The transcript has 4 exons.